Messenger RNA from Cydia pomonella (codling moth), 2358 nucleotides. RefSeq lists its product as uncharacterized. NCBI's taxonomy places the organism in Eukaryota, Metazoa, Arthropoda, Insecta, Lepidoptera, Tortricidae. The transcript is spliced from 3 exons. The record is from RefSeq and is a predicted model, not a curated record. Bases 571 to 1905 code for a protein of 444 amino acids.
ACGUAAUCAGUAUAGGUAAAUGUGAGACAUAUUUAUGAGAAAUAUAUAUUGUUAUUCCAAACAUUAACUACAUUUUUUUACUAAAUUAAACUUGUCUAAAACAAUAAAAAUUAAAAAAUUAUAUAUAAACUUGAACAUAUAAAAAAAAAACAAAAGUUAGUCACCGGGCGAGAUUCGAUGAAUUUGUCCGAAUCCAUGUAAGAUCAUCAUUAUCAACACCGUGUCUUCGUUGCGGAGCGACCGAUCGCCUUUCUUGUACUUCAAUAUGUAGAGUAGUGCGGUAUUUAACAACACAACGCCAAUACUCCGCACCACUUACAAACCGGGCAGCCGGCAGAACGCAUUUGCGCGGUACCACAAUUUAGAAAAAAAGGUUUCCAACGGCUCCGCUUGCAUGGACACUGACGGAUAUGAGGACAGUAUGCAGUUGACGUCGUCAUGAAGAUGGAAUGACUUCGGGGCCAGCUGUGUGGUGUUAUUGAAGUGCUAGCCAUAGACAAAGUGCUCAUGUUUUGUGACCUUUCGGGAGUUUCUUGGAAUUCGUGAUUUAGCUUCUCUUCGAACUUAUUAAUGAUGCUAUUGAAGCAGGUUGCCUUUGUAUGCGUCCUGGCCCUUGCCGUCGCAGCCGAGAAGAAAAUUGAGUUGCAAGACAUCGAAGAUGACAAUUUAAAAAGUGAAAAAGAAAAGGAGCUGGGUCAGAAAUCCGAACCUCGCUCACAAACUGUGAUACCAGGUACUGCGCCUGGAUUAUUACCGCUGGAAUUCUUCAAAAAUGGUCUUCUAAGAUAUUUUGAAAGUCCGAACCCGGUUCCUCAGCAGCCCAGAUAUGUUCAGCAAUACGCAGUUACUGAGCCGCCCGAAAAACCUCCAACGCAAAUUGCAUCUCCUAAAUCUCAGUACGGAGCUCCUUCUACUCAGCAAGCAAUGGUUGGUUAUCUAUCCAAUGUCCCCAUGCAAAUAUAUCUAGUCCCACAGUAUUACAAUGAGAAUGGUGAGCAGGCAGCUAAUAGUCAGCCGGGAGUUCAAUACGCUGCGCCAGUAGUCAGCCGAGUCAACGCUUACCCUACAGCGCCAGAAGCGAUACAGCCUCAACAAAACUUUAUAGAGGUUCCAACCUACGUAACCCCAACGGGAAAAACGUAUAUCCAGCAACCAUAUGCUUAUGUGAGCUAUGCUGCUCCGUCAACUGUGGCUCCCGUGCAGGCCACUGUUGCACCAGUGGUAUACCAAGUGCCGGUGGUACAGUACCCAACCGCUAUAGCCGCACCUCCCGUUGCGCCUAAAGGAUAUUAUCAGAAUCCCCAAUUCACCGAGACAAAUAAUGUUGAAGAAGUUCAAGAAAAUGACAUCGAAAAUCCAAAAGAAUAUUCAAGUCAGACAGACCAGCCUUAUCCUAAGCCAAGUCCUGAAUAUCCCCGAUAUUAUUCCUCCCACGCCCCUCUUAGGGAAGAUCCGCGGCAUAAUGUCAUUUCUGAGCUGCCCCCGCCGAAUCCAUUACUCCUAAAAGGCCCACCGUCGCAUUUAUCCCACCUUCCUAAAGCAUUGCCGAUAUUCCGUCCCUUAUCAAAGCCUAUAUAUGCCGCUGGAGGUAAUUUCAUCUCGUCUGCAUAUUCACCUAAGCCGAGUGAAAGUUUUGGUAUUCCCUAUAAGCGUAGACCUAUGUCUCUGCUCGAUUCGUAUGUGCCCUCAGGGGUUCAGUUGGAAUACAUGAAGAGAGGCUACGCCAAGGAUCCUCUUGCAGCUUACGAAGCGCUGUCCAGUCACCGGCACUACUCGCACUAUCCUGCGCCUAGACAUUACGAAAGAGGUUUCCUCCCCAACCAGAUGUACCAUACUGCUGCAGGAGGCAUAACUUACGGACACUUGAAAAGGACACCGAAGUUAGAUAAAUCAUCACCAAAUUAAUGUUUGAAUUAUGAUUCAAUUUGUGUUAGCAUUGAACUGAAUUUGUUUGUAGAUAAUAAUGUAUUUCCUACAAUAUAACUGGGGUCCAAGAUGACAGUCGUACAUCGACACACGCCAAAAAUAUAGAAAAAAAUGUAUCCAGACCACAGAUUCGAGAAGUCACGUGACUGAAUACAUUAUUUCGAUUGGCGUUUUCUAUCAACGUUUGUCACCUUGGCUAUGUAGGCUCCCUGUAAUAUAUGUAGGUACUUAAUUACUUUAUUAAUAUUUAAAACAAUAGAGUAAGUAGGUAUUAGUUAGGUAAGCUUUAAGAAAUAAGUUGAAUGUGACAAAAGAUCGAUUAGGACUAGCGCUUUGUAAAAUAAUGCUUUUUCAUCAGGGGAUUAUGACGUGAACAAGCAUUUUGUUUUGUUACGUAUGUUUUGAAAUAAAUAUUUGUUGAAUUUGUUCUUU